AUGGCGGAGCAUCGAAUGGACGAACUUAGGAACCACGGCCGGUCAACGUCCGGUAAGCCUUACAAGAGCUCUCACCCCCGCCGUCUACACCCGAGAGUCCCUCAGGUGUCAAGCAACGUCUAUAGGACCUUAGAUAAUGAUGCUGGGGAGUUUUCAGGCCAUGACAUUGUUCCUAAUUGUUGGCGCGGGUCUUCUAGCAAUACCUAUGCUUCGAAUGUGCAGGUUAGCGAUAUAGCUGGGGGUCAGUUAACCGCAACCAGCAUCGAUUUUUUAACUCGAGCCGAAAAUGGGAGCCUUACUCCAUAUCCCUCUAUCGACACUCAUGCAGUCUUCUCUGCGUCGAUUCCCGAAGAAGGCGACGCCGACGCUGUAGCGCACAAAACAACCCUUGAUCUCUGUCCACUAGGGGGAUCAUCCCACCACCAUUCGAGUCCAGGUGUACCGUUCCUAUACCCAACAAGCAACACGAGCGCCACCACUAGCAUCAGCGAUGUCUGGCGUGGAUCGUAUCAAACGGAUCCAUACUUAACGAGCGCUUAUAUGGACUCAAACUCCAUUUCCAGCAACGCGGAUCCGUACAGCCAGUCAAAGCCCCAGACUGGCAAUCCAGCCCUAGACAGGUAUGGGGCAACCGUAACAUAUUCGCCGCCAGCGUUAGACAUAGCGGACAACCACGGCGAUACGACAUGGACGGAUAGCGUAUCCAGUCAGUCACAAGGCCCAUACACUCAUUAUGAAAAGACUCAACCGGAGUCUAAUGACUCCGGCGAUCCCCCAUCUGCGCGACGUUGGUCUACCGAGAACAACCAAGGUUCUAUCGUUUGGGACUCGGCCAGUCAGGCCACGCAAGAGGAUGAUGCAACGAGACAGUAUGAGGAUGGGACAGGCUUCGAAGACAAUGAAAUUCAGGGAAAUGUCAUUAGAGGUUAUAUGAACGGCGAAGGACCAUGGGCUUAUGGGUACAACAUGUCGUCUGGAUAA
Molecule: messenger RNA, 981 nt
Organism: Daldinia loculata
Lineage: Eukaryota; Fungi; Ascomycota; Sordariomycetes; Xylariales; Hypoxylaceae
Exons: 2
Coding region: 1-981 (326 amino acids)
Source: RefSeq, a predicted model, not a curated record